AUGGAACUGUCUCAACUCUAUAACUCAUCAGGGUCCGAAGAGCGGAAAAUCAACAACUGUCCUCCAAUGCAACCCUGGCUAACAUUCACCCCUCCACCUCAGCUGACCAACGUGCUCCACCCUCCACUGGACCCCUGGCUAACAUCCACUCCUCCACCUCAGCUGACCAACGUGCUCCACCCUCCACUGGACCCCUGGCUAACAUCCACUCCUCCACCUCAGCUGACCAACGUGCUCCACCCUCCACUGGACCCCUGGCUAACAUCCACUCCUCCACCUCAGCUGACCAACGUGCUCCACCCUCCACUGGACCCCUGGCUAACAUCCACUCCUCCACCUCAGCUGACCAACGUGCUCCACCCUCCACUGGACCCCUGGCUAACAUCCACUCCUCCACCUCAGCUGACCAACGUGCUCCACCCUCCACUGGACCCCUGGCUAACAUCCACUCCUCCACCUCAGCUGACCGAUGCGCUCCAUCCCCCUUUUGCUGGAGCCAUCUCAAUCCGGUCCUAUCGGCAGAGUCUGACCAGGUCUGUCCAACAGGAUGUACUGUUCUCUGUGGACAUCUCCUGCCUUGGGAUUCCCACCAUACAGUGGACCUUCAUGUCUGGCAUGGUGAGCAGGGACAUUAGUUCCUGGCAGCCAGGGGGGCUUACCAAUAUAUCAGAGGAGUACACGGACAGAGUCCACACCUAUAGCAAUGGAUCUAUGGGACUGUCAGACCUACGCGUUCAGGACGCGGGAUUCUAUGUCAUCAGAGUGAGUGAACUGUCUGGGAGCAGCAGAGACGCUGGAUUUGUCUUGACGGUGGAAGAGAUCCUGUAUGAGGACCUUCAGUACCUGUCAGUGUUUACGUUAGUGCUGGCCUUUCUGGCUGGCUUUCUCAUGCUCUCCAUGUGGCUCAUGGACAAUGCUUACCGCCGGCUGAAGGCAUGGAACGGCAGGAGGCAGAUGCCAGUGAAUGGAGAAACCGAGUUGCAAGCUCUCUGAGAUGAAGAUCUUUAAAAAUGCCAGAUCAGACUUCCUAAAAAAACAAUCUGAGAUAAAAG
Esox lucius (northern pike) is the source of this 1052-nucleotide messenger RNA. RefSeq lists its product as uncharacterized. Gene Ontology annotation, cellular component: dendrite; axon; plasma membrane. The coding region runs from base 1 to 993 and encodes 330 amino acids. The record is from RefSeq and is a predicted model, not a curated record. NCBI's taxonomy places the organism in Eukaryota, Metazoa, Chordata, Actinopteri, Esociformes, Esocidae. The transcript is spliced from 5 exons. Gene Ontology annotation, biological process: positive regulation of excitatory synapse assembly; filopodium assembly.